CGGGCGCCGGCGGCGAGGCCAGCCCGAGCGGGGAGCGGUCCCAGCCGCCGCCCGCCCGCCCGCUCGCUCGCCCCGGCCCGGCGGAGGCCCAGGGAGCCGGGCGGCGGCGGCGGCGGCGGUGGCGGCCGAGAGGAGAAAAGGCAGGAGGCGGCGGCGGCGGCGGAGGGGAAGGAGGAAAAUGAAGCUCCUGAAGCCGACCUGGGUCAACCACAAUGGCAAGCCAAUAUUUUCAGUUGACAUUCAUCCUGAUGGAACCAAGUUUGCUACGGGAGGUCAAGGGCAGGAUUCCGGAAAGGUUGUGAUUUGGAAUAUGGCUCCUGUCCUCAAAGAGGAGGAUGAAAAGAAUGAGAAUAUACCCAAGAUGCUUUGUCAAAUGGACAAUCAUUUAGCUUGUGUGAACUGUGUGAGAUGGUCAAACAACGGGCUUUAUCUGGCUUCCGGGGGAGAUGACAAGCUGAUCAUGGUUUGGACGAGAGCAACGUACAUUGGACCUAGCACGGUGUUUGGUUCCAGUAGUAAACUUGCAAACGUAGAACAGUGGCGGUGUGUCUCAAUUCUUAGAAGCCAUUCUGGGGAUGUCAUGGAUGUAGCGUGGUCUCCUCAUGAUGCUUGGCUAGCCUCUUGCAGUGUGGAUAAUACUGUUGUCAUCUGGAAUGCCGUCAAAUUUCCAGAAAUCCUUGCCACCCUGAAGGGUCACUCAGGCUUAGUUAAGGGGCUCACCUGGGACCCUGUUGGGAAGUACAUUGCAUCGCAAGCAGACGACAGAAGCUUGAAGGUGUGGCGGACUAUGGACUGGCAGCUAGAAACCAGCAUUACCAAGCCGUUUGACGAGUGUGGAGGAACCACGCAUGUUUUACGCCUCAGUUGGUCACCUGAUGGACAUUAUUUAGUCUCUGCUCAUGCCAUGAAUAAUUCUGGACCCACAGCACAGAUCAUAGAGAGAGAUGGGUGGAAAACCAACAUGGAUUUCGUAGGCCAUCGCAAAGCAGUGACAGUGGUGAAAUUCAAUCCAAAAAUCUUUAAAAAGAAGCAUAAGAACGGGAGCUCCACCAAGCCCAGCUGCCCCUAUUGUUGCUGUGCUGUUGGCAGUAAAGAUCGGUCUCUUUCUGUAUGGCUUACGUGUCUGAAAAGGCCAUUGGUGGUUAUACAUGAGCUGUUUGACAAGUCUAUAAUGGAUAUCUCGUGGACCUUAAACGGACUUGGCAUCUUGGUGUGUUCCAUGGAUGGAUCAGUGGCGUUUUUGGAUUUUUCCCAGGACGAACUCGGUGAUCCCCUGAGUGAGGAAGAAAAGAGCAAUAUCCAUCAGUCCACCUAUGGCAAAAGCUUGGCGAUCAUGACUGAGGCACACCUGUCUACCACUAUCAUCGAGAAUCCAGAGAUGUUGAAGUAUCAGCAAAGGCAGCAGCAGGGAGAGCAGAAGAACGACGCUUUAAGGGAAGCCGCAAACGCGGCGCUGGCAGCCCCUAAAGUGGCAAGCAUGGUGAACGGGGAGAGUUUGGAGGACAUCAGGAAAAAUCUUUUAAAGAAGCAAGUUGAGACCCGGACAGCAGAUGGACGGAGAAGGAUUACACCUCUCUGCAUAGCUCAGCUGGACACUGGGGAUUUUUCGACAGCUUUCUUCAAUAGUAUUCCAAUAUCUGGAUCCUUAGCCGGCUCAAUGAUGUCUACUUCUCAAACAAAUCAGCUGAUAUCAUUAGAUUACAAUGCAGCUAACUCCCUUGGCACUUCUAAACCUACCUUAGAGCCGAUGGCAGUCAGUGUUAAACCCACAGAAGAUGGAGCCAACAAGGAUGGUGUAAAUGCUACCUCUGCCUCAGCUGCACCCCCUGCCUCGUCGCCCUCUGUGCUGAGUACCCCUUCCAAGAUAGAACCAAUGAAAGCAUUUGAUUCCAGAUUUACUGAGCGGUCCAAAGCCACCUCAGGGACUUCUGCUAUUGCACACACAAAUCAGAUUGCCGUAGACAGGUUAAAGGAGCAGAACUCAAUUAGGGACAAUAAACCCCGGGAUCUCCUGGAGAGCAGCAGUGACAGCGAGGAAAAGAUCCCAGUGAAGUCUCACUCGCUAUCCAAACGCAAACUGGAACUUGAGAUUGAAACCGUAGAGAAGAAGAAAAAGGGCAGGCCUCGAAAGGACUCCAGGCUCAUGGCCGUCCCUCUAACAGUUCAGUCCCCUGCUAUCCUGGCUUCUGAGAAGGAUGGGGCUUGCCACAGCGCACCAUUAGCACUUAAACUGCCAACCCCGCUCCCUCAGAAAUCGUUUACAUUGCAAGUAAGCUCAGAUCCCUCCAUGUACAUUGAAGUGGAGAAUGAAAUCACGUCUGUGGGAGGUUCAAAACUGAGUAGGUUAAAGUGCAAUCGAGAAGGCAGAGAGUGGGAAACGGUCCUCACCAGCCGAAUUCUCUCAGCAGCAGGAAGCUGCGAGGUGGUGAGUGUUGCUUGUGAAAAGCGGACCCUUUCAGUGUUUUCGGCUUGUGGUCGCCGCCUUCUCCCUCCCAUUGUCUUGCAUUCGCCUAUCUCCACUUUGCACUGUACAGGUUUCUACAUCAUGGCUCUAACGACCGCAGCGACUCUCUCGGUCUGGAACGUUCAGAAACGGUCGGUCGUGGUGAAGGAUGAAUCCCUCCAAACAAUUUUAGCAGGCAGUGAAACCACUGUGUCUCAAAUCUUAUUGACGCAGCAUGGCAUCCCGAUAAUGAACAUGUCUGAUGGAAAAGCAUAUUGCUUUAACCCUUCUCUUUCCUCCUGGAACCUUGUCUCUGACAAGCAGGAGACUCUAGCCCAAUGUGCAGACUUCAGGAACAGUUUACCAUCCCAGGAGGCAAUGCUGUGUUCAGGACCUUUAGCCAUAAUACAGGGGAGGACAUCCAAUUCCGGGAGGCAAGCUGCAAGAUUGUGCUCCAUGCCUCAUUUAGUACAGCAGGAAACGACCCUAGCAUACUUGGAGAGUCAGGUAGCGGCUGCCCUUACGUUACAGUCAAGUCUUGAAUACCGCCAUUGGCUCCUUAUCUAUGCACGGUAUCUAGUUAACGAAGGGUUUGAAUAUCGAUUACGGGAAUUAUGCAAGGAUUUAUUGGGUCCAGUCCAUUGCUCACCUGGCAGCCAGUGGGAAUCAACUGUCGUGGGUUUACAAAAGCGAGAGCUACUCAAGGAAUUGCUUCCAGUCAUUGGACAAAACCUUCGUUUCCAGCGGCUUUUCACAGAAUACCAAGAGCAGUUGGACAUAUUGAGAGACAAAUAAUUUCUUCCUCAGUGUUUAUCUGACCUAAGAAAAACCGGCAGAGUGGCUUUACUAACAAGCCGGAAGUGGAGGGGCCGCUGAAUGGACUGGAACAAUCCUGGGAGAUGCAGUACAACAACAGGCCCAAGACGACGUAAUGCGCAAAAUACUGUAGGUUUUUAAAAGGUCAUGAAAGAAAUACAUGGAAAUGGGAUGGACUGGUCAUGUUCUCCAAAUGCAGUCUGAGUAUUGCAUCUGUGACCUGUGGUUCUGUGUAAAGUUGCGGAGAUGUCCUUUCAGAAUCCUUUUGCAUCUGGAUCUCAUUGUGAGAACUAUUAAAGUGACUAUUGGGGAGCUGUUUGGAUUUUGGAGCUAUCCGUUGGAAAAAAAGCACAGUACAAGAGAAUAAAUUCAACAACCUGCUAGCCCUUUUGCCAGGGUGCGUUGCUUAAAGAUUCAUUGAGGCUCUGUCCUACAUUUGGGUUAUGAGGAAGAGCCCCCCCAUGAAAGAAAACUUCAUUUAAAAGUACACGUAAAGAAUUAUGCAGCCAACAGACUCUUAACUGUGAAUACACUAAAAUAAAUAAAGUGCAGGCUGUUCUAUCACAUGGACUAUUUUUGUACUAGAAUUUACUAACUUGUAAUAUGGAAUUUUAUUUGGCCAAUAAUAACCAGAUUUUUUUUCUCCCUUACAAGCCACCUAGUUGUAUGAAAUUUAAAAAAAGAUUUGUUAAUUAUGACAGCUAUUGUUGCUGAAGAAUUGUACCAAAAUUAAUGUCUUCUGGUUUUUAAUUUUUAACUGUUUGUAAAAGGCAUUUGGAGAAAAGGGGCGGGGAGGUAGCUGAAAGGGAUUUUUUGGGGGAGGAGGGGGGCUUUUUGUAAAGUACAAAUAAUAAAUGAACAUUG
Molecule: messenger RNA, 4123 nt
Organism: Eublepharis macularius
Lineage: Eukaryota; Metazoa; Chordata; Lepidosauria; Squamata; Eublepharidae
Product: protein HIRA
Exons: 25
Coding region: 179-3238 (1019 amino acids)
Biological process (GO): chromatin remodeling; DNA-templated transcription; regulation of DNA-templated transcription
Cellular component (GO): HIR complex; nucleus
Molecular function (GO): protein binding; nucleosome binding
Source: RefSeq, a predicted model, not a curated record